AUGGCUUUGAAGGGCGGAAUUCCCGAAACCCAGUUUAGUGCCGUCUAUCCGUACUUCUUCAACUGGGGAAAGAAUCUUGUCGAGGAUACGACGGAUGGGGCCAAGACGCACCCAUACUUCGAUGAGUACUGGCAAAGCAAGAUUCCAGCUCUCUCUCAGAUUACAGCCCCGGCAUACAUCAUUUGCGGAUGGGGCGAUCAUGCUAUUCACACACGUGGGACACUCAACGCUUGGGAGAAGAUUGCUUCUGAGGACAAGUAUCUCGAGAUCCAUCAGUACCAAAAAUGGGAGUGGUCGGUUACUGAGGAGUCGUUGGCCCGUCAGAAGGCUUUCCUCGAUCAUUAUCUGCUCGGGCUAUCGACAGAAAUUCAGUACUGGCCCAAAGUUCGUUACACCAUGAGGGAACGCUACUACACUGGAGAAUGGCGAUACAGCGACGCAUUCCCAAUUCCAGAAACACAGUAUACGCAGUACUUCCCAACACCAAGCCUUGGCUUGAGCAAGGUUGCUCAGCGCGCAGAGAGCCAUACAUCAUACGAUGCCAUCGAGGGUGAGGUUGCCUUUGAGCUUCCUCUUCGAAACUCCCUUGAGUUUGCAGGCCAUUCCAAGCUCAAACUCUGGGUUGAAGUGACUGAUGGUGGCGAGAACCUGGAUCUUUUCAUAACUCUGCGAAAGAAGGAUAAAGAUGGAAAGGAUGUCUACUUCCCAUGGAUCACAGUCGUCGAUACCGGCCCCAUUGGUUUCGGUUGGCUUCGAGCCUCCCGGCGCGAAUUGGAUGAGACAGCCUCGACCCCAUGGAAGCCAGUUCAUCUCCAUCGAAGAGAUCUGGAGCCUCUCAAAGCAGGAGAUGUAGUGCCUGUGGAGAUCGAGAUCCAGCCGACAAGUUGUCGAUUCCGGGCGGGAGAGCGACUUAGCCUCGUAGUCUCUGGACACGACUACGGCAAAUACCCGCCAGGUGCUCCUAUUCCCAGGCAUAAUUCUACAAUCAACAAAGGACGCCAUGUCAUCCAUUUCGGCGGAAAAUACGACUCACAUCUGUUGUUGCCCGUUAUCCCACCGGUUAAAGAAGCGUAUAGCCAAAAGAGGCCUCUUGUCAAGAUGACAAUUGCCUGCAGACGGAUCCCUGGUUGGGCGGAAGACAAGUUUCUUGAGGAAUACACAAGCGUCCAUGCUGCAAUGACGAAGCAUAUCUCCGACGUGGUUCCCAUCCUCCGGAACUAUACUCAGGCUGUCGCACUCCCUCAUCUCAGUGUCCCAAGCGUACCCAAUGGAGGUCUGGAGCCGUGGGAUGCUGUGACGACCCUCGGGUGGACGUCACUGAAAGGUCUCUGGGGCUCAUUCCAAGCUCCCGAGUACAAAGCUUCUGCUGGUAAACACGAAUUCGCAGACACUUCAGCACAGACUGGCAUUCUCAGUCAAGGUUUCGCGGAGAGUGUGUUUGACCCCAUCCUCUUUGAGCAGCGUGGAACCAAAGCAGCAUUACUACUGGUCUUCCUAGCAAAGUCCCAAGACGCAACCUACACCGAAAACGACCUUACUAGUCGAGCAGCGUCCAUCACAGAACUCGGAGCUGGUACAACUUUGAUGAGAUAUGUCCUCAACCGAGAAGUCACCCCCGAGGAUACUGCCAGUUUCUUCGCCGGAACGCCUUUUGCCACUUCCGACUGGCACACGAUGGCUGCUUUCGAGCAGUACUGGUUCCCGGACCGAGCCUCCGCGGCAAAAUUCCUAGGCGAGAAGAGCAAGCUAGAAAGCCUUUUCAAGAAGUUGCCAAAGUCUUUUGACGCAGAGAAGUCUUUUGCGGUGAUCGGAGAUGAGAAUAUUGUGGUGAAGAAGGAUUUGGAGUUCUAG
Molecule: messenger RNA, 1851 nt
Organism: Colletotrichum scovillei
Lineage: Eukaryota; Fungi; Ascomycota; Sordariomycetes; Glomerellales; Glomerellaceae
Product: CocE/NonD family Hydrolase
Exons: 3
Coding region: 1-1851 (616 amino acids)
Molecular function (GO): dipeptidyl-peptidase activity; oxidoreductase activity
Source: RefSeq, a predicted model, not a curated record